This is a messenger RNA of Papaver somniferum (opium poppy), 818 nucleotides long. Its product is annotated as protein NDR1-like. NCBI's taxonomy places the organism in Eukaryota, Viridiplantae, Streptophyta, Magnoliopsida, Ranunculales, Papaveraceae. Gene Ontology annotation, biological process: defense response to other organism. The record is from RefSeq and is a predicted model, not a curated record. Bases 28 to 651 code for a protein of 207 amino acids. The transcript has a single exon.
GCUGUGUCUCCCACUUAAAAACUCAUCAUGGAAACUGGCGGCAAGAAUGCUCCUGCUCCUGCGAGUCCCAACAGUGGCAGAGUUAGGUGUUUCAUACUGAUCAUGGCAAUUAUAUUCUCUGUAGCUCUAAUUGUUCUGGUAAUAUGGUUUACUAUUCAGCCGAUCAAACCUCAUUGUUCACUCGAAGAAUUUUUCAUUCCUCGUCUCAAUAAAGCUUCAAAUGACUCUCAAGCAGUGAAUUCCACAGCCAUAUCAUUGGAGCUGAGUUUCUUCAAUCGAAACAGUGAGAAGAGUAUUUACUACGAUAACCUCGAUAUGACUUUGUAUUACUAUGGUAAGAGCUUAACUUCACCGAUUGGAAAUACAUCCAUACCUAAAUUUUAUCAACAGCAUAGGCAUACAAAACAUCACGCUGAGACGAUCCAAACUUUUGGGGUACCUUGGGAGGAUGUUAAAAUGAAGGCGUCAAAUGGAAGUACUGCCAUCUUUCGAGUCGAUCUGGUAAUGAAUGUUCGGUAUAGGAAUGGGAUAUGGAAGACAAGAAGACAUGAGCUAAGGUUAGGAGUUAAUGUUACUAUCAAUGAUCAGGGGAUGAAGUCCGUGAACCAUAGUUUGAGGCUGUUGGUUUCCAGAACAACGCAAAAAGAAUAAGAUAGGCUGGCUGUCUAAUGCUUCCGUCUAGGCGUCUACCUUGGCCACAGCACUGUGUGAAUGUUGUUAAUUUAUUUGUUUUUUAUUUUACCUAAUAUUGCUUUUGUAUUCUUGGGUACAAUUUGCAUUUUCUGCACGAGAUAUAGGUUUUUUGUGGUUUUUUGUGA